Molecule: messenger RNA, 1200 nt
Organism: Cylindrotheca closterium
Lineage: Eukaryota; Bacillariophyta; Bacillariophyceae; Bacillariales; Bacillariaceae
Source: the annotation of a GenBank genome assembly
AUGCUGCAAAGGAACGAAUUCGUGAGCGAACUGGACGUGCAAGCCAUCAUCGCUCUCGCACUGGAUCUCACAAUCAUCGUUCUUCUAAUCAUGGCGGUCGAGCAAAUGGAAGCUCUUGCUAUGGAAACUCUUGCUAUGGCGAUCGACGACUUGGCUCUAGUCAGCCUUAUCCUAGCUACCAGAACCAAGGACAGCAGAAUGGUGGAAAUCGUUAUCCACAAAGACCUACAAACAACUAUCAAGGAAGACCAAGUGGCAACAACCAAAACCAGCGAAGCGGGAUGCUUCGUUCCGGAUGGAACUGUCCCGGUAGAGGACCAAGGCAGAAUGCCUUCUGCCGUAGAGCAGCAUGCUGAAGAUCAGCCAGAACAAAAUGAUCAAUACUUCGUCCAAGGCCAAUUCGUUCAAUCGCAUGAACAAAAUGAAAUGUAUCCUCCUCCUGAAGAAUUGUAUCCUCCUGAAGAAUCGUAUCCUCCACAAGAUGAUCAAGGCUAUUAUCCUUACGGUGAUGCCGAGCAUUAUUCCUAUGAAGCAUCGACCCCUGAUCACGGUCCGAUGACGCAAGACAAAAAACAUUUUCUUUUGAAUGACUCCCUCAUUCGUGUGCCAACUCCAAAACAAACCUUGGAAUCUACGGGUGAAUCGAUGAACAAAAAGAAAUUGACACCUAUUUCUUUGAUGCAAUGGGGAAACAUUGGCGGAAAACAUUCUGCAAAACCACUACAAGUAUUGUUUGAUUCUGGAGGCGAAACUACAAUGAUUCAUGCAAGAAGUAUUCCACAAGGCGCAAUGGUAAAAGUUAAUACUACUGCUAAACCUUGUGCGACUGUAUCCAGAAGUUUCAAUGCUAACAAAACUGUUGAGCUUCGAGAUGGACUGUUUCCAGAAUUUGAUCAACAUUGGCGAAUCUACGGUAACACUGUGACAGUGUUUGACGCACCUAAUUGUCCUCACGACAUUAUCCUUGGUCGCGACUUUCUGGAUGAAUUGGGAAUUUUGAUUGAUUUUCAAAAUCAUCAAGUGAGAUGGAUCGACAAGAUCAUUUUGAUGAAAUCCAAAACUCAUUGGCAAAAUCAUACCAACUGGACUCUUGCUUUGGAUCAUGGCUAUUUGGAAAUUCUUGAUGAUGAUGAUAUCGCUGACGAUGCUCAUAUAAAUAUUAUCGUCACUGCGUUACGAUGUUGUUGUCUUACGAAGUAG